This is a messenger RNA of Micromonas pusilla CCMP1545, 870 nucleotides long. RefSeq lists its product as uncharacterized. The record is from RefSeq and is a predicted model, not a curated record. Lineage: Eukaryota; Viridiplantae; Chlorophyta; Mamiellophyceae; Mamiellales; Mamiellaceae. Bases 1 to 870 code for a protein of 289 amino acids. The transcript has 3 exons.
AUGGUCGGGGACGACGACGCGACGCGCGCGUUCACGCGGACGUGGACGAACGGAUCCUCCUCUUCCGCGCUUCGCGGCGCCGGCGUCCCCGCGGGGUCUGCGCUCGUGUACAGCACCGGCCGCUCGCUCGAGUCGUUCGCGUCGCUCAUCGAGGAGAAAGCCGCGGUCAUGGCGACGCCCGACGCGCUCAUCUGCGCGGUGGGCACCAAGGUGUACCGCCGCGUCGUCGUCCCGAACGCGCCAGCGUCCGUCGCGCGCGCGGCGGCGGCGGCGCGCGGCUUCCGCGCGGGCGCGUACGCGUGGAUCGAAGACGACGCGUGGACGUCGCGGCUCGACGACGGAUGGGACUUCGAGAAGGUGGCGGCGGCGGCGGCGGCGGCGGUCGCGGCGGCGGGGACGGAGGACGCGCACUUCCGGCCCGAGGAGGAGGCGCGUUCUAUACACUGGUCCCCAUACGACCGCGUCGGCGUGUUCACGACGCAUAAGAUCACGCUCGGGGUGAGGGACGAGAAGGUCGAGCUCGUGACGGCGUCGAUCGCGGCGGCGACGCGGAAGGAGGGGCUGGACGUGAAGACAAUCGCGAGCGGCGUGGGCGGGUGGCAGUACCUCGACAGCCUGGAGUACGUCCGCGAGACGUUCGGCGCGGACGUCGACCGGACCGUCGCGUGCGGCGACAGCGGCAACGAUCUCAUGAUGCUCGAGGGGGCGUGCAAGGCGAUCGUCGUGGGAAACGCGCAGCCGGCGUUGAUGGACUGGGCGACGGACGCGGUGCGGCGAGAGAGGGAUGGCGGGCGCGUGUUCAUCGCGAAGGAGACGACCGCGCGGGGGAUAUUAGAGGGGCUGGAGUCCUUCGGGUUUCUCACGCGUUAG